Messenger RNA from Gambusia affinis (western mosquitofish), 1611 nucleotides. RefSeq names its product CREB/ATF bZIP transcription factor-like. The transcript has 3 exons. The record is from RefSeq and is a predicted model, not a curated record. The coding region runs from base 228 to 998 and encodes 256 amino acids. Gene Ontology annotation, cellular component: nucleus. Lineage: Eukaryota; Metazoa; Chordata; Actinopteri; Cyprinodontiformes; Poeciliidae. Gene Ontology annotation, molecular function: RNA polymerase II transcription regulatory region sequence-specific DNA binding; DNA-binding transcription factor activity, RNA polymerase II-specific.
AACAAAUUGAAUGCAAACUUCCGUAAAGAAGAAGAAGAAGAAGAAGUUGCUUGGUAUCUCGCUCUUCACAAGUUUUAGCUGUGAUCAAUUUGAAAAAAUAAUAUAUAUUUAUAACACUUUUGGCGGCCGACACUGUUUUACUACUUGACUUUUGCACAAUUUUUGUGUUUUUGGGUCGGGCUGAGCCUCUUUAUUCAACGUCUUUGUGAUCUCGUUGGCACAACACGAUGAUCACAAGGAGAAGAAGCCGUGCCAUGGAGAUGCCGUCGGUAGACAUGGAGGAGGUGGAUGUAAUGGAAAAUGUUCACGAUCUCCCCAGCCCUUCUGAUGCGCUUGCUGCUGAUGACACCGAUCCUUCAGGAAUCGAGCUAGACGACCUGUUUGAAGAUUUAAAAUGGACUCUAGAAAAAGAUUCUUCCUCUCUGCUCUUUGGCGUCGAUCUUGCCAGUCUAGAAGCACACAGCGACAUAAACCAAAACUCGGGGUUUGACGCUUCAUCCCGCUCAUCUCCAGACAGAACGUCUUCUGGCUCCAGGAUGAAAAACCGACAAAGCCAGUCAAACCACAUCAUCAACAAAAACGCCAUCGCUGCCAGAUUGAACCGUCUCAAGAAGAAGGAGCACGUCAACACCCUGGAGAAGCAGGUUGGCGUUCUGUCAACGGAGAACGCCGUGCUCAAACAAGAGAACUGUCAGUUAACUAAACGGGUGGAAGAAUUGGAGGAUGAAACCAGGUAUCUGAGAGCUGUGCUGGCCAAUGAGAGCAUGUUAGCCCAGCUCUUGUCCAGACUGAGCGGUGUGAAUGGGAUGAAAUUAUCUUCCUCGCUUUUCCAGGGGCCUCGCUCUAACGAGCACGAUUAUGCGUUGCCCAGGAAGCGGGUGAAGGUGGAGGAGAAGGAGACGUCGGGCGGCGUGUGCCUGCAUGUAGACAAGAACCACGUGUCAGUGGAAUUCUGCCCAAAGUGUGCAGAGAGCGCGAGCACGUCGCUCAAAAUGUAGGGUCAAGUACUUCUGUUUUCUCAUAUUGAGACUAAAACCGUAUGCGACUCUGUACUGAACCUUGUCAGGAUGGAUGAACACCGAGUUAAUUAGAGCUGCCUAAGAGCCGCAGAAUGUGCAUGUGAUUUAUGUUUUUUGUGUUCUGGUGGGAUAAGUACACGUUACUGCUAAACCUUGUUGACAGUUUCUUCUAGGUAAUGGUUGCUCCGCCAUGGGGGAUGAGUGGCUUUCUGAACUCCCUUUUCCUGCUUGACGCCCUGUUCUGCUGAUGGGAGGUGACGAAGCUGGACACGCAGCUGCAACGUGGGCUGGUAUUUUUUUAAAGGUAGUAUCGGUAACAAAUGGUAUAUGUAAUUUAAUUUUUACCCACAUUCUGCAUCACCUGUAGCUGUUGGUUGUAUCAGCAAAGCUCCUACAGCAGCCGGAGCAAUUUGUAUAUUGUUUGUAUAUUGAAAUGUACAUUUAAAAAAAAGAAGAAACUGAUCACAGUUAAUUUUUUAAAUCACAUCUAAUAAACUGUAAAUGUUUAAUUUUGAAUAUAUUUUCUUUUGAAGUAAAUGCUCUGAGAAAUGUUGGACAAAUAAAUCCCAUUCUCUGUGUGUAAAAUACUAAA